This is a messenger RNA of Eremothecium sinecaudum, 474 nucleotides long. RefSeq names its product HHL127Wp. The record is from RefSeq and is a predicted model, not a curated record. The transcript is spliced from 2 exons. Bases 1 to 474 code for a protein of 157 amino acids. Gene Ontology annotation, cellular component: mitochondrion. Lineage: Eukaryota; Fungi; Ascomycota; Saccharomycetes; Saccharomycetales; Saccharomycetaceae.
AUGGACAGUUCAGAAACUCAAAAUAAUGACAUAAAUACCCUUCAGAAGAAGAUUUCCGUUUUUUCAGAUGAAUAUAAGGCUAGGAGAAAACAGCAGAUGCUCAGAUUUGCUGGAGCCACAGCUUUAACAUUAAUAUGCGCCAAGAUGGCGUUUAGAGGAAUUGCUUCUCGGAAAUACGUUCCAAAUAUGUUUCAACUAAAUCACAAACGUCCACCAUUUUCCCAUCAAGGCGAAGCUUUGAGUUCAUUUGGAUUUGGAACUGGUCUUGCGGUUGGUGGAUUUUCAAUGCUAGUCUUUGGAACGUGCUGGAUUGCCAACAUAUCCAAUUUCCCCGAAUUUACGCUAAGAGUUCAAGAAGCGAUGGCCGAAUCAGGUACGCCAAGCAAAAAAUACUCAUUCAUGACCUUAGAUAAAGAGUCAAAGGAAGUGGCAGAAAUGCUCGAUUCACUGAUACAAGGAGGUGAUAAGAAAUAG